Messenger RNA from Phascolarctos cinereus (koala), 361 nucleotides. It is a transcript of the gene RPS28, whose product is annotated as ribosomal protein S28. Gene Ontology annotation, biological process: ribosomal small subunit assembly; maturation of SSU-rRNA; translation. Gene Ontology annotation, molecular function: structural constituent of ribosome. Lineage: Eukaryota; Metazoa; Chordata; Mammalia; Diprotodontia; Phascolarctidae. Gene Ontology annotation, cellular component: cytosolic small ribosomal subunit; ribosome. The record is from RefSeq and is a predicted model, not a curated record.
AAGCCUAUAAAGUAGGCGCCAGGGGCACGUGACUCCCUCUCGCCUCUCCCAGCUUCUGUUGCCGUCGCCAUCAUGGACACCGGCCGCGUGCAGCCCAUCAAACUGGCUCGGGUCACCAAGGUGCUGGGCAGGACCGGUUCUCAGGGCCAGUGCACCCAGGUGCGCGUGGAGUUCAUGGACGACACGAGUCGGUCCAUCAUCCGCAACGUGAAGGGCCCCGUGCGGGAGGGGGAUGUGCUCACCCUGCUGGAGUCGGAGCGGGAGGCCCGGAGGCUGCGGUGAGACCGACCGGUGGAGGCCCCUAGGCUGCUGGUCGUGGAAGCACUGCUAAGGGAUGUGUAAAAUAAAGAGUUUUGUCUAA